UAUAUCCGUUUGUUCACCAUUCUCUUCUGACCUUCACUGUUGUUGUGAGCAGAAAUAGAAUACAGCAAAGAGAGAGAGAUAAUUAUGGAGACUUCUCUAAGAUACAGUGCUGAUUCCAAAUCUCUCAGAAUUCAUGCCAAGCAGAAGCUUCCCAUUGAUUCUGACACUUUCUUGCAGGUUCAUGGAGAACUAGAUACAAGAUAUGGGUCACCAAACUACUUCUGUGCAAUGUUGAGGCGCUUCUAUAAUCAACCACAACUGUCAUCCAGUGUUGGCUUGGGGGUGCAAUUUGAUAAGCAUGAGAAGCUUGGUUACACUGCUCGUGGUAAAAUGGCAUUCCCUGUGACAUCUAAUGACUCAAUUAGCUUUAACGUCAAGGGACGAUGCGAGAUUGACAAAGAGUUUAAGCAGAGGAGGGUCAGGGGAGGUGCAGAAUUCACCUGGUGCAUUUUCAAUUUUCAAAAGGAACAAGAUCUGAGGUUCAAGGUUGGCUACGAUGUCACUAAUAAGAUUCCAUACAUGCAGUUCAGAGAAAAUAAUUGGACUGUCAAUGCUGAUGCAAAGGGCAGGUGGAAUGUUCGAUAUGAUUUGUGAGAAAGGAUAGGUCAUCUAUAUGAAAAUUUUGGAGGUUAGAUUAUGAUAUAGACCUUGAGAAGCACUUUUUCGUGUGUUAAUCUGAUGGACAGCCAUUUUGCUGACCAUAUUCAUUGAUGUUCUAUGUCCAACGAUGAUUUUACUUUUGUAAGUUAGUUAUUGAAAUGCUGCCCAUGUGAAUGUUCUUGUCUCAUCACCAAA
This is a messenger RNA of Chenopodium quinoa (quinoa), 795 nucleotides long. RefSeq names its product outer envelope pore protein 21B, chloroplastic-like. The transcript has 5 exons. Gene Ontology annotation, biological process: regulation of monoatomic anion transport. Lineage: Eukaryota; Viridiplantae; Streptophyta; Magnoliopsida; Caryophyllales; Amaranthaceae. The record is from RefSeq and is a predicted model, not a curated record. Gene Ontology annotation, molecular function: voltage-gated monoatomic anion channel activity. Bases 85 to 594 code for a protein of 169 amino acids.